AAACAAUGAAAGUUCGUUCGCCUACCGGCCUCGCCGCCUCAACUGUCAACUCCCUCCACCUCCCAAUCCACCUUUGUUCGCAACGAAGCCCCUACGCACCAGAAGGAAACGCCGUCGUUUCCAGGAACUUCUGUUGUUUUGCAGCGAAACUAAACAAUUCGUAAGGUCGAUAAUGUCAAAAGACAAUCUCAACAAAUUGAUUCAGAAGAAGGUAAGUUUCACGAACGAAUUGCAAAGUUUGAGGGAAAAAAUCGAAAAGGGAGGCGCUGAAACUGCGGUUGAAAAAUUGGUAUCGCUCAAGCAGUCACUGAAGGAGUUGGAAAGGCAAGAGCUUGAAGUCCAGUCUCUUAGCAAUUCCGUAUUGGAAGCCGAAGUUCGUAGAUUGGAGGACCAAAUAGAAAAUGGGUUUGAUAGUGAGGAUGUUCCUGAUGAACUGGAUCGUUUGUUGAGUGAAUCGGAGGCGAAAAUCGGUUCGGCGAAAAGGGAACUUGCAGCUAAACUAAGGGCAGUGUUGGCAGUACAGCGCCAGAUUGAUGAUGUUCCUUCGCAAUCUGAGCUCGUCCAGUAUGAAUGCCGGUUGUCAGAAUUGAAUGCUCAAAUUCAGGGAAAACUUCAACAAACUCGGAAAUACUAUGCCACUUACAAUGCACUUUUGGAGAUCAAGGAAUAUAUGCUGAAGGAAACAUCAUUGUUGAAUUCAAUAAGUUCACAGUUUCAAGAAGCAAUCAAUAGCACUGACGGUCGCAUGAAACUUAUCAACUCCAUGGAGGGAAUCAUAAAGGGCAGUCAACAGAAACUUCGAAAGGUACAACUUGGGCUUCAAGAAGAGCAAAAAGUUUGUGAUGCUCUCAAGGAAAAGUAUUUUGCAGCAAGUGCAGAGCAAAGGCACUGUUAUUCACUCUUAAAAGCUCUUCAGGAGGAAUGUACAAAGAAUGAGGUACUCCGAAGAAGUUCUGCUUCAAACAUCUCCAGAGAUUGAAGUGUUCAACCAUCGUCAUGCCACCGCCUAUCAGUCGCAUGCUCACUAGUUAAAUUGAUAUUAGGAACUCGCUCACCAUGAGUUGUAAAUUAAAAAUCUUUUUUUUUUUUUUGGGUAAACAUCUUCCAGGUUGAGUUACAUCGAAGUACCUCCGUAGCAUGUGAAGUUUGAGGUGUUUCAGCCAUCUUCAUGUCAUCGCACGUUGGUCCAAUGCUUACUUACUGAAUUUACGAGGAACUCAUUCGUCAUAAGUUGUAAAUUAAAGAUCAAUUAAUUUUGUGUAAAAUACUCCCCCAUUGAAUUUCGUACAUGUAGAUUAUGAGUUUAUCUUCAUUA
Malus domestica (apple) is the source of this 1315-nucleotide messenger RNA. RefSeq lists its product as uncharacterized. NCBI's taxonomy places the organism in Eukaryota, Viridiplantae, Streptophyta, Magnoliopsida, Rosales, Rosaceae. Gene Ontology annotation, biological process: Golgi to plasma membrane transport. The record is from RefSeq and is a predicted model, not a curated record.